AGUUCUCCUGAAGUGAAAGUGUUUCUCUUUCAGCUGAGACACCGUUUUGUUGCUGUUGGGAGAAAAUAAUAAUAAAAACUCCAACUCCAGGCAGAACCAGUGAGAUUAAUGAAACCCAUCAUGGAGUGCUGAGUAAAAAAGUGUAAUUCAUUCACUCCAAGAGAUCAGUGUCUUCAGGAAUCAGCAGUGAGUCCAUGAGCUGUGUGUCCAUACACUGAUAUUCAAAAAUGGAGAGCCGUGAUCUGGACAUAGAUAAUGUGACCCCACCCUCAGAAAAGCGUAAACUCCAGAUGAAGAGAUCAGACUCACCAGAACCCAGCUGUGUCUCCAUGAAGAGUGAUCGGUCUAUGGAUCGUCCUUUGUACUUUAACAGUGGAAACCCCUCAUCUGUCCGCAGUAAACUCCAGAUGAAGAGAUCAGACUCACCAGAACCCAGCUGUGUCUCCAUGAAGAGUGAUCUGUCUAUGGAUCGUCCUUUGUACUUUAACAGUGGAAAUCCCUCAUCUGUCCGCAGUAAACUCCAGAUGAAGAGAUCAGACUCACCAGAACCCAGCUGUGUCUCCAUGAAGAGUGAUUGGUCUAUGAAUCAUCCUUUGUACUUUAACAGUGGAAAUCCCUCAUCUGUCCGCAGUAAACUCCAGAUGAAGAGAUCAGACUCACCAGAACCCAGCUGUGUCUCCAUGAAGAGUGAUCUGUCUAUGGAUCGUCCUUUGUACUUUAACAGUGGAAACCCCUCAUCUGUCCGCAGUAAACUCCAGAUGAAGAGAUCAGACUCACCAGAACCCAGCUGUGUCUCCAUGAAGAGUGAUCUGUCUAUGGAUCGUCCUUUGUACUUUAACACUGGAAACCCCUCAUCUGUCCGCAGUGUUUUACAGAAGGCAGGAGACAGAAGAGAAAAGAUCUUCAUCACAGAUACAGGGCACGCCCCAGAAUCUGCUGCUGGAAAUGACGUCCGGAAAAAAUUCAGAUUAAAUCUGAUGAAGAAGUUUCAGUGCUUAAAUGAAGUGAUAAUAAAGCAGGAAAACCGAGUGCUCCUGAAUGAGAUCUACACAGAGCUCUACAUCACAGAGGGAGACAGUGGAGACGUCAAUAAAGAACAUGAGGUGAGACAGAUCGAGGCAGCGUCCAGGAGAAAAACAACAGAGGAAACACCAAUCAAAUGCAACAACAUCUUUAAGCCCUUAUCUGAAGAAGACGAACCCAUCAGAACUGUAGUGACAAAGGGAGUGGCUGGUAUCGGAAAAACAGUCUCUGUGCAGAAGUUCAUUGUGGACUGGGCUGAAGGGAAAGCAAAUCAGGACGUCCCCCUCAUAUUUCCACUUCCUUUCAGAGAGCUGAAUCUGAUGGAGGACCAAAACCUGAGUCUGAUGGAGCUCCUUCAUGUCUAUUUUAAGGAAAGCAAAGAAACAGAAAUGUCCGGGUUGGGAAAGGUUCUGUUCAUUUUUGAUGGAUUGGAUGAGUGUCGUUUCCCUCUGGAUUUCCAGAACACAGUGAGUGUGUGUGAUGUAACUGAAUCAGCAUCAGUGCAUGUGCUGCUGAUAAACUUGAUCAAAGGGAAUCUGCUUCCCUCUGCUCUCAUCUGGAUCACCUCCCGACCAGCAGCAGCUGAUCAAAUCCCCUCUGAGUACGUCCACCGAGUCACAGAGGUACGAGGGUUCAAUGACCCUCAGAAGGAGGAGUACUUCAGGAAGAGGGUCAGUGAUCAGAGCCUGGCCGAGAACAUCAUCACACACCUGAAGUCAUUAAGAAGCCUCUACAUCAUGUGUCACAUCCCAGUCUUCUGCUGGAUUUCAGCCGCUGUUCUAGAGAGAAUGUUGGGUGAAGCAGAUAGUAGAAAGAUCCCCAAGACUCUGACUCAAAUGUACACACACUUCCUCAUCAUUCACACCAACACCAUCAGAGGAAAGUACUCAAAGAAGCAGGAGAGUGAUGAAGAAAUGCUUCUCAAACUGGGAAAACUGGCUUUUGAGCAGCUGGAGAAAGGCAACCUGAUCUUCUAUGAGGAAGACCUGAGAGAGUGUGGCAUUGAUGUGACAGAAGCAGCAGUGUACUCUGGUGUGUGUACGCAGAUCUUCAGAGAGGAGGUUGGGCUUCACCAGAGUAAAGUGUACUGCUUUGUUCAUCUGAGCGUUCAGGAGCAUCUCGCAGCUCUGUAUGUUCAUCUGACCUUCAUGAAGGAAAAGAGAAAUGUUCUUGAUCAGAGUCAGUCCAGUAAUUUGUAUUUUUGGUCCUUUAAGACAAUUUCAGAUGUACACAGGAGUGCUGUAGAUCAGACCUUAAAAAGUCAGACUGGACAUCUGGAUCUGUUCCUCCGCUUUCUUCUGGGUCUCUCACUGAAGUCCAAUCAGAAACUCUUACGUGCCUUAGUAACACAGACAGGAAGUAGCUCCUGGACAAGAAAGAGGAAAACAGUUCAGUACAUUAAGGAGAAGAUCAGUGAAAAUCUUCCUGCAGAAAAAUCCAUCAAUCUGUUCCACUGUCUGAAUGAACUGGGUGACGAUUCUCUAGUGGAGGAAAUCCAACGCUACGUAAAAUCUGGAAAACAAAAUAAAUUCUCUCCUUCACAGUGGUCUGCUCUGGUGUUUGUGUUACUGACUUCAGCACAGGAGCUGGAGAAGUUUGACCUGAGUAAAUAUACCAGUACAAAGAAGAUACCAGAUGAGGUUCUUGUGAAAGUGAUGCCUGUGAUUUCAGCAUCCAGAAAAGCAAGGAUCAGUUGUGAUACGAUCAAAGGGAGAAGCGCUGAAGCUCUGGUCUCAGUGCUCAACUCAGAAACCUCCAGUCUGAGAGAACUGCAUCUGACUGUGAAGACACUGGAUCUGUCUGGGAAUAAACUAGAAGACUCAGGAGUGAAGCGUCUCUGUGCUGUACUGGAGAAUCCUCACUGUAAAGUGGAGACACUGAAGUUGUGUGGUUGUGGUGUCUCAGAUGAAGGCUGUGCUGCUCUGAGUUCAGCUCUGAGAUCAAACCCCUCACACCUGAGAGAACUGGAUCUGACUAAUAAUAAUCUGGGAGACUCAGGAGUGAAGCGUCUCUGUGCUGUCCUGGAGAAUCCUCACUGUAAACUGGAGAAACUGAGGAUCAGUUGUGAUACAAUUAAAGGGAGAAGCGCUGAAGCUCUGGUCUCAGUGCUCAACUCCGAAACCUCCAGUCUGAGAGAACUGCAUCUGACUGUGAAGACACUGGAUCUGUCUGGGAAUAAACUAGAAGACUCAGGAGUGAAGCGUCUCUGUGCUGUACUGGAGAAUCCUCACUGUAAAGUGGAGACACUGAGGUUGUGUGGUUGUGGUGUCUCAGAUGAAGGCUGUGCUGCUCUGAGUUCAGCUCUGAGAUCAAAUCCCUCACACCUGAGAGAACUGGAUCUGUGUAAUAAUAAUCUGGGAGAAUCAGGAGUGAAGCAUCUCUGUGGUGUACUGGAGAAUCCUCACUGUAAACUGGAGACACUGGGGAUCAGUUGUGAUACGAUCAAAGGGAGAAGCGCUGAAGCUCUGGUCUCAGUGCUCAACUCAGAAACCUCCAGUCUGAGAGAACUGCAUCUGACUGUGAAGACACUGGAUCUGUCUGGGAAUAAACUAGAAGACUCAGGAGUGAAGCGUCUCUGUGCUGUACUGGAGAAUCCUCACUGUAAACUGGAGAAACUGAAGUUGUGUGGUUGUGGUGUCUCAGAUGAAGGCUGUGCUGCUCUGAGUUCAGCUCUGAGAUCAAACCCCUCACACCUGAGAGAACUGGAUCUGUCUAAUAAUAAUCUGGGAGACUCAGGAGUGAAGCGUCUCUGUGCUGUACUGGAGAAUCCUCACUGUAAAGUGGAGACACUGGGGUUGUGGGGUUGUGGUGUCUCAGAUGAAGGCUGUGCUGCUCUGAGUUCAGCUCUGAGAUCAAACCCCUCACACCUGAGAGAACUGGAUCUGACUAAUAAUAAUCUGGGAGAAUCAGGAGUGAAGCGUCUCUGUGCUGUACUGGAGAAUCCUCACUGUAAACUGGAGAAACUGAGGUUGUGGGGUUGUGGUGUCUCAGAUGAAGGCUGUGCUGCUCUGAGUUCAGCUCUGAGAUCAAACCCCUCACACCUGAGAGAACUGGAUCUGACUAAUAAUAAUCUGGGAGACUCAGGAGUGAAGCGUCUCUGUGCUGUACUGGAGAAUCCUCACUGUAAAGUGGAGACACUGAAGUUGUGGGGUUGUGGUGUCUCAGAUGAAGGCUGUGCUGCUCUGAGUUCAGCUCUGAGAUCAAACCCCUCACACCUGAGAGAACUGGAUCUGACUAAUAAUAAUCUGGGAGACUCAGGAGUGAAGCGUCUCUGUGCUGUACUGGAGAAUCCUCACUGUAAAGUGGAGACACUGAAGUUGCGGGGUUGUGGUGUCUCAGAUGAAGGCUGUGCUGCUCUGAGUUCAGCUCUGAGAUCAAACCCCUCACACCUGAGAGAACUGGAUCUGACUAAUAAUAAUCUGGGAGACUCAGGAGUGAAGCGUCUCUGUGCUGUCCUGGAGAAUCCUCACUGUAAACUGGAGACACUGGGGAUCAGUUGUGAUACGAUCAAAGGGAGAAGCGCUGAAGCUCUGGUCUCAGUGCUCAACUCCGAAACCUCCAGUCUGAGAGAACUGCAUCUGACUGUGAAGACACUGGAUCUGUCUGGGAAUAAACUAGAAGACUCAGGAGUGAAGCGUCUCUGUGCUGGACUAGAGAAUCCUCACUGUAAAGUGGAGACACUGAAGUUGUGGGGUUGUGGUGUCUCAGAUGAAGGCUGUGCUGCUCUGAGUUCAGCUCUGAGAUCAAACCCCUCACACCUGAGACAACUGGAUCUGACUAAUAAUAAUCUGGGAGACUCAGGAGUGAAGCGUCUCUGUGCUGUACUGGAGAAUCCUCACUGUAAACUGGAGAAACUGAGGUUGUGGGGUUGUGGUGUCUCAGAUGAAGGCUGUGCUGCUCUGAGUUCAGCUCUGAGAUCAAACCCCUCACACCUGAGAGAACUGGAUCUGUCUAAUAAUAAUCUGGGAGACUCAGGAGUGAAGCGUCUCUGUGCUGUACUGGAGAAUCCUCACUGUAAACUGGAGACACUGAGUUUCGGCGAACACUUCCGCCUUCUUCAAAACAAUCACCAGAUGUCGAGUGGUGACGUGCCUUAUCAGCUGAUGUACUCUAUGGAGGCGUGAACGUCCCGCCCAAUUUGACAGGUAGUCCACGCCUCCUUCUGUCAGGUCGCUGCCCCAGGACUGCGCUCCAAGUGUGUGACAGCGCGUACGCUCCCUCAUCUCGGUUCAUCGUCCUCUGCGCCCGCUUGCGUAUCGCCACUGCCUCCAAAAUCCAACGCUGGUAUCUAUUCUCUUCAGCGCGAAUGACUCUGGCCUCUUCCCAAUUCAUAAUAUGAUUUUGUCGUUUGCAGUGGUCUGAAAUGGCUGAUUUUAAGUUUUCUUGGUUUGCUUUUUCUUUUUCGGAUCUAGUGAGUCUUUUUGUUGUUUCUUUUUCACAUUCUAAUUGGUGUUCUUUCCUGCGAGUGUGGAAGCAUCUGCCCGUUUCGCCAAUAUAAACUUUAUUACAUGAACGGCAAGGGAUUUCAUAUAUGACAUUGCAUUUAUUGUCCAGUUGUAUUUUGUCUUUGGGGUGAACUAGCAGCUGUCGGAGGUUCUUGUAUGGUUUGACCGGGGUGUUGAUGUGGUAUUUCCUCAUGGAUCGUUGGAUGCGUUCUGUAACUCCUUUUAUGUAUGGUAAUGUGACAAAGCCACGGUUUGUUUUUUCUGUGUUUUUUCUUGUUUGUUUUUUUUCUUUUAUUUGUGUCUGUAAUUUCCCUUUCCGAAUUGCCCACGGUGGAUAUUGGCAGGUUUUUAAUGCCUGUUGGAUGUGUUGUUCCUCCUCCUGUCUGUCUUUCUCCUCCGUGAUGCUCUGUGUUCGGUCGUAUAGUGUUCUGAUUACUGACAUUUUGUGUGCGAUGGGAUGUUCAGAUGUCCAGAGAAGAUAUUGGUCGGUGUGUGUAGGUUUUCUGUAUGUUGUAAUUCUGAUAUUACCUUCUUCUGUGUGGUGUAUUUUUAGGUCCAGAAACGCUAUUGUCUUGUCCGUUUCCUCUUCGUGUGUGAAUUUGAUGUUGCCUGUCUUGUCUAUAGAGUUUAAAUGAUCCGUGAGUUGUUGUGUGUGGCCUGUUUUGGUUAUUUCAAGAAUGUCAUCAACGUAUCUUUUCCAGAAGAUAGGUUUGCAGUCAUCCGGUGCUGUUUCUAUGGCUCAGGUUUCCAGAUCCUCCAUAAAAAAGUUGCAUAGAGUGGCAGAUAGCGGGUCCCCCAUUGCAAAUCCCUCUUUUUGUCUGUAAAUUGUACCUCUGAAUUGGAAAUAUGUGGACGUGGAAAUGAAAUGUAAUAGUUUUGUUAUGUCCUGUGCUGUAAGUUUUGUACGUUUUUUUCAGGGUUCUGUCUGCUUUUAACCGGUUUUCUACUAUGUUGAGAGUGUUUGUGACCGGUGUUUUUGUAAAGAGGGAUAUGACGUCAUGUGAUACAAAGAUUUCAUCCUUUUUUAUCUUGAUUUCCUUUAGUUCUUUCGCCAGUUGUUUUGAGUUUUUGCAGUGGUAUUCCGUGAGUCCGAGGAGUGGUUUAAUUAUGUCUGCCAGUGUCUUGGAAAGGUUGUAAGUAACUGAUCCUAUACUGUCUACUAUGGGUCUUAGUGGUGCUCGGGGUUUAUGAAUUUUGGGUGUGCCGUAUAUCCGGGGGGUGAUGUCUGCUGUGGGGAUGAGGUGGUUGUAUGUUUGUUUAUCGAUUUUGUUGUCGUCCAUUAACGGUUUGAGUAAUAGUUUUAGUCUUUUUUUCUUUUCCUCUGUCGGGUCUUUUCUGAGUAUUUCAUAUGUGUAUGGGUCCGCGAGCAUUUCAUUCAUUUGUUUUUCAUAUUGAUUAGUGUCCAUGAUAACCGUGGUCCUCCCUUUAUCAGCCAGUAGUAUUGUUAUUUUCUUGUUCUUUGUAAGUGUUCUGAUGGCUUCCAUUUCCUGUUUAGUUGUGUUUCUGGGUGGCAGUUUAGCUGAGGUGAGGAUGCCUGCUAUUUCGUUCCUUAAUGCGGCUUUCUGUCCUUGGUCCUGUAACAUGUUGCAUGCUAGUUCCGUAGCCAGUAUGAAUUCUUCAUUCGGGAUUUUAUUUGGUGUGAUGGCAUAGUUUAGUCCCCGUGAGAGUAUAGUGUGUGCUGCUGUUGUUAGUGUGUGUUUAGACAGGUUGCAUAUCCAUUUUUCAUUUAUUUGCUUGUCCUUGCAUUUAUUUUGUUUCUUUUUGAUAAGCCUAUUUAGUUUUUUAAUAUGGCGUGUUUUUAUUUUUGAGAAUUCUUGUUCUUGUAUUGCAUUUAGAUGUUCUUCCAUACUUUUUUCCAUGUCACUUCUGAGUUUGAACCGGUGUUUGAAAUCUUGUGUUCUUUGUGUUAUUUCUGUAUUUAAAUUGUUGAUUUUGUUUGUCGUGCAUCUAAUU
Neoarius graeffei (lesser salmon catfish) is the source of this 7421-nucleotide messenger RNA. RefSeq names its product NACHT, LRR and PYD domains-containing protein 12-like. The transcript has 23 exons. NCBI's taxonomy places the organism in Eukaryota, Metazoa, Chordata, Actinopteri, Siluriformes, Ariidae. The coding region runs from base 228 to 5147 and encodes 1639 amino acids. Gene Ontology annotation, molecular function: protein binding. The record is from RefSeq and is a predicted model, not a curated record.